Molecule: messenger RNA, 1559 nt
Organism: Dichomitus squalens LYAD-421 SS1
Lineage: Eukaryota; Fungi; Basidiomycota; Agaricomycetes; Polyporales; Polyporaceae
Exons: 2
Coding region: 357-1421 (354 amino acids)
Source: RefSeq, a predicted model, not a curated record
AUUAACACACCUUUGUUCGAUGAGAGUCUUGGGUCCCGAUCCUACCGCAGCACCGCAGGUGGCACGGACUUCCAGUAGGAACCUAUAGAUCGGAUUGGUUCUCUUAAUGUGAAAGCAGCUUGGUUUUGACCUCAAAGACGUGUAACGGCACUGACAUCGUGCACCGCGUUGUGCAGGAACCUCUUAGACUAGCCUGAGAUGCUAGGUGGAUGGUACGGUCCUUAUAAACCCCCACCUCAAGUCGACCCUUUCCCCACCUUCAUACCCUGGAUGAGAUAGCUGCACUCUUCCCCGUCGUGUUCUAGACGUUAUACCCCUCAGAUUUCAUCUUACGCCCACAUUUACCCUCCAAAGCGAUGUCUCCAGCCACCUUCUCUCCGACAUCGGAGCUGUGCGACCUCUUCCUUAACUAUGACCUGUGCGCUCCUCAUAUGGAUGAGGUCGAACAAGGUCAUGCCAGGCCCUCCGGUUCAUAUGGGAGUGAUAGCUCCCUCGAGGGCAUAGGCACCGACCUGGAGUCUUGCCUCCUACCCGCAUUUCCCCCGCCAUUGUCACCGUUCUUCGGCGUCGCAUCGCUCCCUCCUCCUCCGACGGAAGAGGUUCGGGGUAUAUCGCAGCUCGUUCUCGAGCCAAUGGUAGGCGGAGGGUCGCUGGGGCUUGAUAUAUUGGGGGUGCCGCUGCUGUCGGAAGCGCCCGAGACCUCGGAGCCCGUGCCCCUCUGGCCACAGCCGCUCCCCGUAUAUAUGCCGCCCCCGACUAAUGGUCCCGUCGGCCAACUCGCGUCUGAAGCCGGGGAUGCCUCACGCAGAGGGAUGUCGUCCACGGGCUCUCCAUACCAGAGCACUCCGCCCUCAAGACGGGUCCGGAUUAAGCGCGACAGGCGGAAACACUCUCCGUACGCCACCCCGUGCCUAACCCCCUCCUCGAGCAUCUCCUCGCCGCCAUCGUCAGCGCCAGUCACCCCCGCCCCCCAGGCUCCGGAGCUAGGCAUUUCGGGAAAGCCUCACGGUCUUGGCCUGAAAAUCAGCCGGCCCCGCAACGUCCAAGUGGACGCGCGCUCGUCGCCGCCAGACGCCGCGGCGCACGCAGACGCCUGGCAGUGCCCGCACUGCGACUUCGUGCAGCUAGACCGCAGCAGGUCCCAGCUCAAGAGGCACAUCCGCACCCACACGGCCAACGUGUGGGACUGGGUGUGCACUGGGGUCCCCCAGUCUGACGCCGCGAAGUACGGGCUCUCGCAGGAUCAGGUGGACGCGUACGUUCGUGAUGGGCGCGUCAUGCGGUACGAUGGCAGGGAUAUGGUGGGAGGGUGCGGGCAGGCGAUCACCAGUCGGAAGGAUGCGCUGAAGAGGCACUUGAAGAGCGCGGGGUGCCCCGGCGACCAUAACGGGGAGUGGUUGCUGGGGAACAAGCGUCGGUAGCCCAGGACUGUGUAGGAGUUCGGACGAUGCGAUCGGCGAGAUCCUUCGGGACCUGGUGUCGCCUGCUGAAAUACAUUGCUUCCCCGCUGUGCUCGUAUGUUCUUCAGUCUCCUCGUCAUAUCAUGUCUCGAUCGGACC